CCACCACUCCAUCCUUCCUUCUUUGGGCCCCACACGUUCCCAACACGAUAAUCAUAAUCUUCUUCUAUAUUCUCCUCCUUCUUCUUCUUCUUUCAUAUCCUGCCACUCUGUUCUCUCUGCCACCCAAAAUUUGCCCGAACGUUAAAGAAACACAGACCCAGUAGAACAAAGAUCGAAGCUUGAGCCGCCGGAGGUCGGACGCAGUUGGGAAACUUGAGCCGUGUGAUCUUGAUCAUAGGAGGAUGAGUGCUCCCAAGUCGCCGAGGAUGAGGACCCGGGUCGGCAAGUACGAGCUGGGUAAGACUCUCGGGGAGGGUACCUUUGCCAAGGUCAAGUUCGCCAAGAACACCGAAACAGGGCAGUGCGUGGCCAUCAAAAUCCUUGAUCGUGAGCAAGUCCUCAAGCACAAGAUGGUUGAGCAUAUAAAAAGAGAGAUAUCGACGAUGAAGCUGAUCAAACACCCGAAUGUGACGCAAAUGUUUGAGGUUAUGGCAAGCAAAACUAAGAUCUACAUUGUUCUCGAGUUUGUUGAUGGGGGUGAGCUCUUCGACGAAAUAGCCAAAAAUGGGAGACUGAAAGAGGACAAUGCCAGGAGAUACUUCCAGCAGCUCAUUAAUGCCGUGGAUUACUGUCAUAGUAGAGGCGUGUACCAUAGGGAUUUAAAGCCAGAGAAUCUUCUCUUAGAUUCAUUCGGUGUCCUUAAAAUUUCAGAUUUUGGAUUGAGUACAUUUGAACAACAAGUGCGGGAAGAUGGGCUGCUUCAUACUGCCUGUGGGACUCCAAAUUAUGUUGCUCCUGAGGUUCUCAAUAAUAAAGGAUACGAGGGUAAAUCAUCUGAUGUUUGGUCUUGCGGGGUGAUCCUUUUUGUACUUAUGGCUGGUUACCUGCCUUUUGAUGAACCAAAUCUAAUAGCUUUGUACCGAAAAAUAUGCAAAGCUGAAUUUUCAUGUCCAGCAUGGUUCUCAUCUGGUGCAAAGAAACUGAUACACCGUAUACUUGAUCCAAACCCUGCUACAAGGAUGACAAUUCCUGAGAUAUUAGAAAAUGAUUGGUUUAAGAAAGAUUACAAGCCAGCACAAUUUAAAGAAGAAGAUAACAUAAAUCUUGAUGAUGUGGAUGCUGUUUUCAACAAUUCGAAGGAAAAUUUUGUAACAGAAAGGAGAGAAAAACCUACAUCAAUGAAUGCUUUUGAGCUUAUUUCUCGGUCACAGAGUUUCAAUUUAGAAAAUUUAUUUGAGAAGCAGAUGGGUCUUGUGAAACGAGAAACCCGUUUUACUUCUCAACGCCCUGCAAAUGAAAUCAUGAGUAAGAUUGAGGAAACUGCAAAGCCUUUGGGCUUUAAUAUUCGCAAGAAAGACUACAAGAUGAAGUUGCAAGGUGAUAAGCAUGGAAGGAAGGGUCACCUGUCUGUAGCCACUGAGGUGUUCGAGGUGGCUCCCUCCGUGCACAUGGUAGAACUCAGGAAAACUGGCGGUGACACACUAGAGUUUCACAAGUUCUAUAAAAAUUUCUCAUCCGGGUUGAAGGAUAUAGUGUGGAAAAAUGAAGAAACUAACACUGAAGGAUCAAGGUCAUAACAAAGUCUUUCUUUUCCAGCUCCGAUUGAUUCUUCUGACCAAUUUUGGCCUAUUAUGCGUAUAAUGCUGAGCCAUAUAUUAAAUGCAUAGUGGUACAUGAAGGCAUGUGAAACUGGGAGCAUGUGGUGAUUAGUGUAGAGUCUGCACUAACCAGAAUACCAGAUAUGGAUCCUCAAAAAUGAGGUCGGGUGCUUAACUAGUUAUAUGAACCGAACCAAUCAUUUCUUUUGAGAAAAUGAUUGCAGUUCAUUAUAGUGAAGUCGGGAAUUCUUCAUAUGCUAUUCUGUAAUAAAGGAACGAACAUUCUAUAUCUAUCUUCUGCAAUUUUAAGACAAUCUUGCG
Molecule: messenger RNA, 1919 nt
Organism: Fragaria vesca subsp. vesca
Lineage: Eukaryota; Viridiplantae; Streptophyta; Magnoliopsida; Rosales; Rosaceae
Product: CBL-interacting serine/threonine-protein kinase 9-like
Exons: 15
Coding region: 243-1577 (444 amino acids)
Biological process (GO): signal transduction; protein phosphorylation
Molecular function (GO): protein kinase activity; ATP binding
Source: RefSeq, a predicted model, not a curated record